Molecule: messenger RNA, 1141 nt
Organism: Punica granatum (pomegranate)
Lineage: Eukaryota; Viridiplantae; Streptophyta; Magnoliopsida; Myrtales; Lythraceae
Source: RefSeq, a predicted model, not a curated record
AACGGGUCCCACCUCCCUGUGUGCUACCAAAUUACCCUCACCCGAUUCUCCUUAUAAAAGUACUCCACCCUCUCCUCCUUAUUUUCUCCUUCCAUGUCCGAUCACCGGAUUCUCCCCCCGGAAUUAGAUCCUCUGUUUAUUGAGGUGGGCAGGAAUCUCUGAGAAAGUAGACAGGGGUCGCAUAUAAUAAUAUGUUAGGCGUAUUCAGUGGCUCGAUCGUGUCUCCGCCAGACGAGCUGGUGGCAGCCGGCUGCCGAACACCGUCCCCAAAGAUCACAGCGGAUGCUUUGGUGAAGCGGUUCGUGGAGACCACCAGCGGGGCUGUCUCGGUGCAGGUUGGGGACCAGGUUCGACUUGCUUUCACGCAUCACAAUGAGUCCGCCCUCCGACCGAGAUCUUUCGCCGUAAAGGACGAGAUAUUCUGCCUUUUCGAGGGGGCGCUGGACAACGUGGGCAGCCUGAGGCAACAUUACGGGCUGCCAAAGUCUGUGAAUGAAGUGAUCCUUGUGAUCGAGGCCUACAAGGCCCUCCGGGACCGGGCACCUUACCCUCCGAGCCACAUGGUCGGCCACCUGAGCGGGAACUUCGCCUUCAUUGUUUAUGACAAGUCGACCUCGACUCUUUUCGCAGCUUCUGAUCAAUUCGGGAAGGUUCCUCUGUACUGGGGAAUAACUGCCGAUGGGUAUGUCGCAUUUGCUGAUGAUGCCGAGUUGCUUAAGGGAGCUUGUGGCAAGUCACUUGCUUCCUUCCCUCAAGGUUGUUUCUUCUCGACUGCAAUCGGGGAACUGAGAAGCUUUGAGAACCCGAAGAACAAGAUCACUGCAGUUCCGGCAGAUGAGGGAGAGAUAUGGGGCGCCAAAUUUGAGGUGGAGGGGCCACCAGUCCUAGCAGCCACAAAGUAGACGAUUCACGAUGGUGAAAAGGAUGGUCCAGAAAACCGUACACAGAGGAGACUGAAGAGCCUUUCAGGGUUGGCUGGGUUUGAUAGUUGUCGAAUGCCCUGGUCUACGCCUAUCGAGAGCGAGCGUUAGCAAUAGGAAGUUUCUUUGCUUGUUAGCUUAUGGCUUUUGUCAGUCAUUAUAAAAUAUUGUAUAGCUAGGCUUGCUUGUGCCUUCAAUAAAAAAAAUUGUUCAAUAUGGAA